GAUCUGUUAGAAAACUAUACUUGAACGAGAACAACACUGGUUUUCACAUUUUGCAAUUUAUUUGAGAGUUUCACCGAUGAGGAGACAAAUAUUUGACAUUUAGUGCCUGAAAUAGCCUUUUGCCGUGUCAAGGUAUUAUAUCGAUUAUUUAGAAAUCGAAAAGAAACUUAGAAUAAUGAUAUUUCUCGUCAUUUUCGGAAUUAUUGGAAGUUAGGUGCCUGUGUUUACUUCAAUUCUUAUAAAUCCACCCAGUGCGAUGUGGCGGCCUGGUGGCCAAGUGAUUCAGAAUGCCUCGCAAAAAGUUGAAGGUAGCUGAGCCAUUGCAAGAUGCCCCUGCAUCUCAGCCACAACCAGCAACAAACUUGCCUACAACUCGGUCUUCUAUGAAUUCCUCAAACUCUGGGGCAACUCGGGCCAGUGGAGACAAGGCAAGCAUGGCAGAAAAGUUCAUCUCUUUGAUGGAGGAGAUGGUUGAAGAACUGGACAAGCUCAAGUUUGGUGAUCCAGUGAGUUAUAUCUACAAUCCUGUGGUGUAUGCAAAGGAGACGCACGACUGCUUCAUCAGAAAGUAUGGCAACUCGACCAAGUCGGUGCUCUUCCUGGGAAUGAAUCCUGGCCCAUUUGGGAUGGCACAAAAUGGGGUGCCAUUUGGAGAAACCAACUAUGUUAAAGACUGGAUGAAGAUUACAGGAAACGUUGGCAAACCACCAAAGGAACACCCCAAGCGAAUCAUUGUUGGACUUGAUUGCAACCGAAGUGAGGUCAGUGGACAGCGCUUCUGGAAACUGUGGCAGGAUUUGUGCGGCUCUCCGGAGAACUUCUUCAAGGAGUGUUUUGUGUACAACCACUGUCCUCUUGUGUUUAUGACGUCGACAAGCAAGAACGUCACCCCUCCGUCCAUGAAGGUGGAGAUGCGUAAUCCUCUGAUUGAAGUCUGUGAUGACUUCCUGUGUAGGCUGAUCAAACUGCUGGAGGUGAAGGUGGUGGUGGGGAUCGGGAAGUUUGCCGAGGAUAGAACCAAGAAGGCCUUGGACAAGGGAGGGGUGGAAGGGGUGAGGGUCGUUAGCAUGAUGCAUCCCAGCCCUAUCAACCCGGCUGCCAAUAAGGGAUGGCAAGCCAUCGCUGAAAAGACCUUGAAGGAUCUUGAUCUCAUGAAGUAUCUAAGUAAAUAGAGGCCAGUUUGCACUUAAUAUGAAAGUGGAUGUUGUCAGAAGUAAUAUUUUUGGCAGAUAUGUAUUUGUUUGAACAAAGAGGGAAAGUGUUUUGAGCUAUACCAGUAAAACCUCAAUACACGCAAGAUGAAAGAUGAAAUGUAUUAUUCAGGAUCUACCAGUAUAUUCAAUGGUGCCAAAUGACACUGCUAAAUGACCAACUCAAGUUAUGACUUUAUAUUUCAUGCAAUUUUUUUUGUAUUACUGUAUGUGUGAUUGACUGACUGGCAUCCAAAUUUGUUCGUCAUCGUUAUUACGAGUUAAAAUAAUUGUAAUUUGUGUGAACCAACUGUAUUGUGUACAUUCCUUAAGAAUUUAAAUCAUGAGAUCAUAUGUCGUGUAACAUAUUAAUAGUAGUAGAAAGAUUAGAAGUAUAGUAGUAGCUUUACUUUAGAUGUUGAUAUUGUUGCAUUACUUUUAUUUGUAAGAAGUCUUUAGCCUGAGAGCUGUACACAUACCUAUUUCAUUUAAACUGUAGCCUUAUCUCAAGCGUAGGCCUCAAUGUGUUAAAUUGUGGAGGCAAAUGUCAUCCGUUUUUAAGUGAACUGUGAGCUGCUUCAGAAUCUAUUGCAAACAGAUGAUAAUACCUCAGUCACAUUUUCCCUACGGCGCGUCGAAAACGGCCGUUUUAACAUUUUUUGUACCAGCUACAUACAGGUGGUUUGAAUAAAAAGGGAAUAAAACGGCUGUUUUCGCCAUACGGCCACCAUAGGGGAAAGGUGACUGCAGCAUAAGGCAGUAUUAUAUGCAAGGCAUUUUCUAAAAGUUUUUAUAACUAUUACUUUUCAUCUUGGCUUGCAACGUGCAAAGAGGAAUUACAUUUACAAUUACAAUUACAUCUCUGAAAUAUAAUGUUAUAAUAAUAAUAAUAAUACAUGAGAUUUGUAUAGCGCACUUUCCAUCUUGAUUAGAUGCUCAAGGUGCUUCAGAGCAGAACAACAACAAAAGCUAUUUACUUAUAAUACAUGUCUCAACAAUAUGUCUAUCAAAGAGCAGACCAAGAGCACUCUUAAACAGGUACAUGUAUGUCUUCAGGUUGCCCUUGAAGGUGGUUGCUGAAGUCUGGGUUUUCAAACUCUGUGGAAGAGAAUUCCACAGAUUAGGCCCUGCACGAGCAAAGGCCUGUUCCCCGCAUGAUUUAAUGGUAUCUUGUAAUAUAAACAACUUUGGUUGUAUUGUAUUGCUUGCCUUAGCAACUCAGUUCACCAAUGAUCUCUUUGUGGACUACAUUUGUUUAUUUGACUUGAAAGUUGGAACACAUAGAAAAUAAGCAUGCUCUGAUCAGAAAAAUUGCCCCCACUUAGCCAAUGCAUUUGAAUUGUAGAAGACUUUGUCAUACUUAACUGUGUCAGAUUUUAAUAUUUUGGGUCAUUAUAUCAUCACGGUAAAUAGAAUGUACAAAAGAACAAAUAACAAAAUAAGUAAACUUCAAAAUUAUUUUUGACAUCAUUUAAUGAAUAUUAUUUUUUUUUAAUUUUUGGCAAAUUCGGCUCCACAAAUAAUUAAAAAAUAAUAAUAUGGAAUGUUUUUAUAGUACUCUAAACCUGGGAAAGUGGGGGUGGGGGAGGGGGGGCACUCCACCAUUGACAUGGUAUGUUCCGGGAAUGGAUCAAAGGGGCCAGAGCAACCAAAAGAGAAUAAAAACAAGUGCUGGAAUUGUGCUCCAUCUCAUUUUGCUCAAAAAGAGAAAAUGCCAUUACAUGCAUUGGAAUCAAAAUUUUAGUGUACAAAUGGGGCACAUAUGAAGAGUGCUCGCCUCCCCCCCCCCCACCACUACCCCUUCUGGCUUUAUACAAAUAAAUAUAUUUCUUAUUUACAAGAGACUCCACAUUGUAAACAACCAUUUGUCUGUAAUACAAUUUUUUUUUCUCCACAUAGAGAAUAGACUAGUUUCAGGAGCAUAGUUGUUUGAUAGGUUAUGCACGACUCACUGGUGAAGCAUUCAUAUAACUGGGGCCCGUUUCAUAAAGGACUUGCAACUGUUGUAACUUUGCCAUUAUGGCAACUACCAUGGAAACCUUGAUUAUGAUUGGCUGCUGAGCCCUGUUACCAUAGUAAUGGCAAAGUUACAACAGUUGCAAGUCCUUUAUGAAACGGGCCCCUGAAGUGGGUAAUAUUACCCAAGGUUACCUACAUUACUUGGAAAACUAGUAUAUUUCAGAGACCUCUUUAAACCAAAGACACUAUUCUUUUACAUGUAAAUUCUACAGAUUUAUCUUCCACUGUAAUCAUGAAAUGUGUUAAUAAUUUACGAUUUUAAAGCAUUGAAGCAUAAAAUCCAUUUAUACAUCACUUGGACAAUCUCAAGGUAUUCAAUCAUGUGCAAAUACUGAUAAUUUUUGCCAAAGUGGAAUAUCAUCAUCAUUAAUAUCAAGGUGAAAAGUUUCAAGGUACAUAGAUAAGUACUGAUUAUUUUGUAUGAAAAAAAUGCAAAUAAAAAUCCCUCAAAACUCUUAAA
This is a messenger RNA of Lytechinus pictus (painted urchin), 3669 nucleotides long. RefSeq names its product single-strand selective monofunctional uracil DNA glycosylase-like. Gene Ontology annotation, molecular function: single-strand selective uracil DNA N-glycosylase activity; oxidized pyrimidine nucleobase lesion DNA N-glycosylase activity. The coding region runs from base 288 to 1172 and encodes 294 amino acids. Gene Ontology annotation, biological process: base-excision repair. Lineage: Eukaryota; Metazoa; Echinodermata; Echinoidea; Temnopleuroida; Toxopneustidae. The transcript is spliced from 3 exons. The record is from RefSeq and is a predicted model, not a curated record.